AUGUCAAGCAAGUCGGCUCUCAAGGAGGUGCGGACGGCCCUCGAUUCGAAGAAUUUUGAGCUUGCGGCGGAAAAGGCCAAAGCCAUUGUUAAGGAACAGCCCCAAAACUAUCAUGCCAACGUUUUCCUCGGCCUUGCGCAAGACAAGCUGAAUCAUUUCCUCGAAUCCGAACGAGCAUAUCUCGCGGCCACUCGCAUUAAGGGAGAUGAUAAAACGGCGUGGCAGGGACUCAUCAGCUUGUACGAGAAACAAGGAAAUCAGAACCUAGAACAGUACCGCGAAGUAGUGAUAAAACUCGCGCAGGUGUUUGCUGAGCUUGACGAUAAGCACCGGUGUCAAGAUGUCGUCGACAAAUAUGUUGCUUUCGUGAAGAAGAAUGGAACUCGCUUGCAAUACAAGAGGGCUCUUGAACUACAUUUGCCCACGAGCCCCGUCUACACUUACCUUGAAGGUCGCGUACCUCACCCCGCGCUUACCUACCAACGUCUCAUAGAGAUCACCGAAGCGGAGGAGAGGGAGUUUAUCAACCGAGAGAUUGGGGAAAGAAGAACUCGCCUCGGUGCGCGUAUUGACCAGGUCACGCUAGAAGUCAAGCGAGACGCCUACAAGCGGAGCGAACUGGAACAUCUAUACCGUGGAAUUGUCAAUUGGUCACACGAUGAUCAGGUUCGGCGCACAUACGAGGAAAAACUACUCCAGAGGGCCUAUGACGUUCUUCUUGUACUUCCCGCAAAUGAAAAAGAUGCAAAGAGAGAAGAGGUCCUACAGGCUGCUCGUGACAUGGUGAUCAUUAAGCACCCGUUCGAACUCGCCUGGAAGAUUGUCCUAGAGUGGCAUGAUGUCGAGAAUUUUUCUCAAUGGGACCGGACAUUUCUGGAAGAUUUCAUCGAGUUUUUCCCAGAGGAUGAUCUCACCAAAGUUCUCAAGGGAUUCCUGUCGAGCGAGCUCUCCCCAUUUCCCAGAGUGCCAGCGAAGUCGAACGGGGAAGAUGCUGAAAAGGCCGAGAAGGCCGAUAAAGCCGAGAACGGGAAUGGAGAAGAGGUGGCUGUCCAAGAUCGCCUCCUAUUGAUGGUGGAGGGAUUUGAAAUGUCUUCUACUUCGAUCGUUUCCCAUAGAAUCAUGGGCGAACUUUAUCUGUCUCUCGACGAAUACGAAAGUGUCGUCGAUGUAUGCCGUAAGGGUCUUCAAAACUUGAACGACGUUGUGAGAAGGACAGGAAUAAGUCUUCAGAAUACUGCCGACUCUUUGAGCAUAGCUCUUGCGAACUCCCUUAUCUACCACCAAUCCCCACGACAUCACCCUGAGGCUCAGCGAAUUUUCCAGAAUAUCCUGCAAAGACACCCGAUUUCCACCAGCUGUCUUCUCGGAAUUGGUCUUAUUUUGAAGGUGGACGAAGACUAUCCCGAAGCUGUCAAUUUCUUGGAGCGUGCUCUAGAGCGAGAUCCCGAAAACUUCAAGGUUCGUGGCGAAUUGUCUUGGUGCAGAGCACUUAACGGUGAUCUUUCGUCCGGCUUUUCUGGGCUCCAGGGCGUGCUCGAAGAGCUGCAAAAUUCUCAACGAGAGAGUCGAGAAUUCAAGAGUGAAAUCCUCUAUCGCAUUGGAUACUGCCAGUGGGAAAUCGACCCCUCACCUUCUGCCCGCAAAGAUCGGACUGGUGCAUAUGCAAGUUUUCUCGCUUCGAUCCAGGCCAAUAUAAACUUCGCGCCAGCUUAUACUAGCUUGGGCAUCUAUUAUGCGGAUUACAAGAAGGACAAAACACGAGCGCGGAGAUGCUUUCAUAAAGCGUUCGAACUGUCGCCAUCCGAGAUCGUUGCAGCUGAGAGGUUAGCCAGGACUUUUGCGGACCAAAAAGAAUGGGAUCUGGUUGAGGCCGUCUCACAACGUGUCGUUGACUCCGGCAAGGCCAAGCCUGCGCCAGGCUCGAAAAGAAAAGGAUACAGUUGGCCCUAUGCAGCUUUGGGUACGGUUCAGAUCAACAAGCAGCAGUACCCCAAGAGUAUUGUUUCAUUCCAAGCGGCUCUGCGAAUCUCUCCGGACGAUUAUCAUUCCUGGGUCGGUCUUGGUGAGAGUUACCACAACUCCGGCAGAUACAUCGCUGCCACAAAGGCGUUCGACCACGCCCAGAAGUUGGAGUAUACGCUCUCAAAGUCCGAGAAAGAGCAGAUUUGGUUCGCUCGGUACAUGUUUGCGAAUGUGAAACGGGAACUUGGGGAAUAUGAUGAUGCUAUUGCACGAUACGAGGAGGUGUUGAAGAUCCGUCCCAAUGAGCUCGGCGUUACGGUAGCACUACUUCAGACGCUCACGGAGAAUUCCUGGAAGUGUUUGGAGUCUGGACUCUUCAACGACUGUGCCGAGCAUGCCAGAAGAGCCAUCAUUGUGGCCAAAUCACUUGCCACUGAGAGAGUUGAUAUCUUCAACUUAUGGAAGGGCGUAGGCGAUGCGUGUACGGUAUUUUCCUAUGUCAGGUCGAAGGCGGGCAAACUUCCGAUUAAGGAAGUUCGUGGCUUGCUUUCCACGCAACUCGAACCUUCCGCUCUUGACAUUCUCACGGACGUUGAUGGUGUGGGAGAGAACUACUUGACAGCAUUGGAUGGUGAGAAAGACGCCUCUACACUAGCGAACGAGUGCAUGCACGCCUCUAUCCUAGCAUACAAACGUGCUAUUCAAGUUUCGCUUCAAGACACUCAUGCUCAGGCCGUGUCAUGGUACAAUCUUGGCUGGGCAGAAUACCGAGCAUUCAGAUGCGUGAAACUGAGCGGCGAGAAGAAGAAGCAGUCACGCAAGUUUCUGAAGGCAGCAAUGCGAUGCUUCAAGAGAGCCAUCGAGCUUGAAGCUGGCAAUUCCGAGUUCUGGAACGCCCUUGGAGUGGUGACGACAAACAUGAGCCCGAGGGUCGCGCAGCACGCGUUUGUCCGCAGCUUGCAUCUAAAUGACCGGAGCGCGCAAGUCUGGACGAACUUGGGGACACUCUACCUCAUUCAUAAUGACAUCCAGCUAUCUAAUGAAGCAUUUACUCGCGCACAGUCGACCGAUCCCGAUUAUUCGCAGGCUUGGGUUGGCCAGGGCUUGCUUGCUCUCCUCUUCGGCGAUCCUCGGGAGGCCAGAGGGUUGUUCGAGCACGCUUUCGAUAUCUCUAGGUCAUCAUCAAGACUGUCCAAGCAGCAAUACACACUGACGCUGUUCGACCAUCUCAUCGCGGAUGCUUCGGCGUCAAACGAGGUCUCGCAGCUGAUCCAGCCGUUCUUCACCCUUUAUCAGCUGACCAGUCAAGAACCGUCUGAUUUACCCUUUGUUCAUUUGUUCUCUCUCCUGGCCGAGAGAAUCGGCGAGUUCGAAGACGCCAAGUCCAGCUUACGCAGCCUCAGCUCCGAUGUCGAGGCCGAAUAUGAGGUCUCUGAAUCCGCAGCAUCACUUUCCAGGUUCGCGCAAGCAAAUUCCGACAUUGCCCGUGUCCUUUUAGCACGUCAUGAAUACGAAGAGGCUGCGGAAAAGGCGGAGACCGCACUAAUGCUGUCAUCAGAGGAGGACUCUGAGAAGUUCGAGCCGGAAAUGUACAAGAACCUGCGCUUGUCUGCACACCUGACGGCCGGUCUCGCGCACUACUACAUGAGAGCCAUGGACAACGCAAUCGACAUGUUCCGUGAUGCCCUCCAAGAAGCAGACAAUUCGCCGGACGUCGUCUGCCUACUCGCACAGGUACUGUGGGCCAAGGGCGGAGAAGAGGAAAGGACGGUUGCGCGACAACAACUCUUUGAGUGCGUUGAGAUCCAUCCGGAUCACGUCGGAGCGGUCACUCUUCUGGGAGCUAUCGCGCUCCUUGACGAUGACAAAGACGUCAUCGAGGCUGUUGAGUCUGAUCUUCAGAACAUGAUCACAAGGGAUGAUAUCGGGAUCCAUGAACGGGCGAGACUGGUCAAGCUCUUGACAGCGAUCUCAUUGUGCAUUCCUGGGGAUUCAGAUGUCCCAGAUGAGGCGAGGCGUAUCGGAGAGGCCGCUGCGGCGGUUAUGAGGGCGCCUUACGACCCUCAAGGCUGGUUAGAGCUGUCCUCGGCUGCUCAAGAACCAUAUCCAGCGGAGAUGGGUGUUAAGACCGCUCUGCAGAGCGUUCCUCCUCGAAGCAAUCUCGACGCUACUGACUUGUCAACCGCAUACUCACAGACCGGAAAAGCCAGCGAUGCAUUGCGGUCGAUCAUGGUUGCACCAUGGAUGCGCGGCGGUUGGCAAGAACUCACCCAUAUAGUCUCACCAACUACCUGA
This is a messenger RNA of Aspergillus mulundensis, 4257 nucleotides long. RefSeq names its product SKI complex subunit tetratricopeptide repeat protein SKI3. The transcript has 3 exons. The record is from RefSeq and is a predicted model, not a curated record. The coding region runs from base 1 to 4257 and encodes 1418 amino acids. Gene Ontology annotation, molecular function: protein binding. Gene Ontology annotation, cellular component: Ski complex. NCBI's taxonomy places the organism in Eukaryota, Fungi, Ascomycota, Eurotiomycetes, Eurotiales, Aspergillaceae.